Molecule: messenger RNA, 1494 nt
Organism: Zygosaccharomyces rouxii
Lineage: Eukaryota; Fungi; Ascomycota; Saccharomycetes; Saccharomycetales; Saccharomycetaceae
Gene: FEN2
Product: Fen2p
Exons: 1
Coding region: 1-1494 (497 amino acids)
Biological process (GO): pantothenate import across plasma membrane
Cellular component (GO): plasma membrane
Molecular function (GO): pantothenate transmembrane transporter activity
Source: RefSeq, a predicted model, not a curated record
AUGGCUAAAAGAGGUCCAGAUGAGUCGCAUGAAAGUGUGAAGAGUGUUCAAUCUGAAGGAAAUGGUUCCUCGGUCAAUAAGCGUUACCUUUUGUUCAAGAUUGACCUUUUCGUUCUUUCAUUUGUAUGCCUACAAUACUGGAUCAACUAUGUGGAUCGUGUUGGAUUUACCAAUGCAUAUAUUUCAGGAAUGCAGGAAGCGCUGCAAUUGAAAGAUGACGAUUUGAACGUUACUAAUACAUGCUUCACAGUUGGAUACAUCAUCGGUAUGCUACCCAACAAUCUUUUACUGCUAGUGAUACCGCCGCGAAUUUGGUUAAGUUUCUGUACAUUAAGUUGGGGGAUUCUGACAUUGGGUAUGUCACAAGUGCAUACCUUUGGACAGUGUUGUGCUAUUAGGUUUUUUCAAGCCCUUUUCGAAAGUUGUACCUUUUCCGGUACGCAUUUAAUUUUGGGAUCUUGGUAUAAAGAGAGUGAAUUACCAAUUCGAAGUGCCAUUUUCACUAGUUCGGGUCUAAUAGGGUCGAUGUUUAGUGGUUUUAUGCAAGUUAAAAUUUAUAACGAUUUAAACGGUCGUUAUGGUAUGUCAGGUUGGAGAUGGUUGUUCGUUAUUGACUUUUGCAUUACAUGCCCCAUUGCACUCUAUGGAUUAAUAUUUUUCCCUGGAGUCCCUGAAAAGACAACUGAUGGUAAAAAUUGGUUAAGUAUGAAGACAAUAAUAUUUACAGAUCAGGAAUUACAAUAUGCCAGAAGACGACUACCUGCAAGGGAUGAAAGUCUAAAACUAGACUGGUCUGUGAUUCCUCGUGUGCUUAAGAAAUGGCAUUGGUACCUUUUCUCAUUAGUUUGGGUUCUUGGUGGUGAAAACUUAAGUUUUGCAUCAAAUUCGACAUUCGCCCUAUGGCUACACAAUCAGGGUUAUUCGCUUUCGCAUAGAAAUAACUAUCCUUCGGGGAUUUUCGCAGUUGGUGUCUUAUCUACGCUGUUAGCUGCAGUUUAUUUAUCCAAAUUCAAAAGGGCUCGCCAUUGGCAUGUGGCCAUUUUCAUCGCUGUGGCCAUGUGUAUAGUGGCCAUUAUGAUCCGCGCUAAUCCGUUAAACCCAAAUGUCAUGUUUACCGCUCAGUAUUUGGGUGGUAUAGGAUACGCAGGUCAAGCUGUAUUCUUUGCAUGGGCAAACGUUGUAUGUCAUGAAGAUUUACAGGAAAGAGCAAUUGUAUUAGCAUCCAUGAAUAUGUUUUCGGGCGCAGUCAAUGCAUGGUGGUCACUGGUAUUUUAUUCUGCAACUACAACGCCUCAUUUUGAAAAAGGAUGUUAUGCAUUAAUGGCGACAGCCAUUGCGAGUGGUAUUGUAUCAGUUCUCAUAAGAAAAUGUCAAAUCAGAGAUUAUGGCAAGAAACAGCAAUUAGCCUAUAUCGAUGCUAAUGACAUAAUUGAAAAUGACGACGAAGACGACGAUGAAGAAGAGCAACAAAUCCAGCAAGUCAAUGUGGUAUGA